Messenger RNA from Penicillium macrosclerotiorum, 1182 nucleotides. Its product is annotated as glycosyltransferase family 15 protein. NCBI's taxonomy places the organism in Eukaryota, Fungi, Ascomycota, Eurotiomycetes, Eurotiales, Aspergillaceae. Gene Ontology annotation, cellular component: membrane; Golgi apparatus. The record is from RefSeq and is a predicted model, not a curated record. The transcript is spliced from 4 exons. Gene Ontology annotation, molecular function: alpha-1,2-mannosyltransferase activity. The coding region runs from base 1 to 1182 and encodes 393 amino acids. Gene Ontology annotation, biological process: cell wall mannoprotein biosynthetic process; protein O-linked glycosylation; protein N-linked glycosylation.
AUGGCGAUCGCACGUCCGAUUCGCAUGCUGGGCGCAGCAUGCAUUCUCUUGACUCUUUUCCUGGUCUUUCAGAUGAACCAGGGUGCUGAAAAGCAGACCUCCAAGCUGGUCCAUGGCAUGACUCGAGACCCUCUAUUAGAUCCCACGGGAGAACCAGAAGGGAAUCUAUGGCGAGCCGAAGAUCACGACUAUAAGCCGGAGAGCGAAAAUUCGGCCCGCACCAAUGCCGCCCUCAUCUCCCUCGUUCGCAACGAGGAACUGCACCAGUUGCUUAGCACCAUGGCUGAUCUCGAACGCACAUGGAACAACAAGUUCAACUACCCCUACAUCUUCUUCAAUGACAAGCCAUUCACCGAGGAGUUCAAACAGAAGACUCAGGCCGUCACCAAGGCCAAGAUUCAGUAUGAGCUAGUACCCAAGGAGCACUGGGAUGUCCCUGAUUGGAUCAGCAUGGACCUCUUCCGUGAGUCCGCUCAGAUUUUGGAGGAAGAAAACAUCCAGUACGCCUCGAAGAUAUCCUACCAUCAGAUGUGCCGUUGGAACAGCGGGAUGUUCUAUAAGCACCCUGCCCUGGAGAAGUACCGUUACUACUGGCGCAUUGAGCCCAAUGUUCAAUUCUUCUGCAAUGUCGACUACGAUGUGUUCCGCUAUAUGGAGGACAACAAUAAAACCUACGGCUUCACCAUUAACCUCUACGAUGCCCCGCAAACAAUCAAGACUCUCUGGCCGGAGACCCGCAAGUUCCUGGCCGCGAAUCCCUCCUACCUGAGUGAUAAUAACAUGUGGGAGUGGAUUGUGGAUGACCAGGUCCGUCCCGAGCAUACCUCGGGUGCUAGCGGAUACUCCACCUGCCACUUCUGGUCCAACUUCGAGAUCGGUGACCUUGAUUUCUUCCGUGGCGACAAGUACGAGGCUUAUUUCCAACAUUUGGAUCGUGCCGGUGGUUUCUUCUAUGAGCGCUGGGGUGAUGCACCUGUGCAUUCUCUUGGUAUCGGUUUGUUCGCGGAUGCCGCCAAUGUGCACUGGUUCCGCGACAUUGGGUACAAUCAUAUCCCCUACUUCAACUGUCCCAAUUCACCCAAGUGUUCCGGCUGCACACCCGGUCAGUUCUAUUCUGGCGCCCCCUUCCUUGCCAAGGAAGAUUGCCGCCCGACAUACUUCAAAUAUGUCGGUACACACUAA